This is a messenger RNA of Entamoeba invadens IP1, 1491 nucleotides long. RefSeq lists its product as hypothetical. The annotation marks the transcript as partial. The record is from RefSeq and is a predicted model, not a curated record. The transcript has a single exon. Lineage: Eukaryota; Evosea; Mastigamoebida; Endamoebidae.
AAUUGCGAACGAUUUGUGUGUAACGUUAUUGGCCAACGAAAGGUGUAUAAAACAGAAGCCGAAGCAAAGGCGGCAUGUCCGCAAUUAGUAUCAAAGUGUGCGAUACAACAACAAGGGUGUGGACUUGGUGACAAUGUUGAUUUGUCAAGUGAAAAUGGGUUAAAAAGUGUUGGAGAUUCGUAUAGAAGACAUGUAGAAGUGUAUGACAAAAAUGCGAGUUGGUGUGCUCUUAAGAAGGGUAUCAAUUUGAAUACUAUUAAUGUCUUUAAAGACGAUGAAUAUGAGUGUCUGAGUCAAGUAGUUGGAUGUGCAGACUACUUAUCUCCCGAAUUUGGCGAUUGUGAUGAGGCAUCUUUACUCUCAAACGUUUUCAUGUUUAACGAGAGAGUGUUGCCAACAAGUCAAGUUUAUCGUUUAAAGCGCGCGACUGCAUCGACCAAUGCUAUUUUCAACGAAUACACAUUGAAACCGGGGUAUAAACAAUACACUGAUUCAUAUGCCACGCGAAUUGUGUUGGAUAGUUUUAAAGACAAAGUCUCCGUCUUUUUUAAGUACUUUAAUCGAGAAAUUUCUGCGUUUGUGUCUGACUGUAUUAUGGAGGGAGCGGCAGACCACACUUCAUUGAUAUCAGGGACAUUCCCAUUGACUAUUAAAACAUUGAGUAGAGACAAAAGUAUUGAUUAUGAGUUUAUUACUCUUGCACAAAACACACAUGUUGCUGACGAUUUGGUUGUUUUUGAGUUUGAUCGGUGUUAUGCGUGUGGAUCCUCUGUCGUAGUUGGGAUCACAGAAAAGGCGAUCAAACUGAAUGGAGCACAGUCACCUUUAGGGAAUUGGUGGGAUGACAAGACCAAUGUUGUAAAGGACAAUUUAGGGUUUGAGAUUCCCGUCUUUUUCAAUGACUCUAUUGGAGGCCUUGAUGAGAAUUUUGUUAUUGGGUAUAUGGUAGGUGACGGCUUAGAGAUAUUGUCGUUGGAGAAUCCCGACAACGUCGAUGUGUAUAUUGGAAUCAGCGAGUUUUCAACAGUCGAUUUUACUCAGACGGACAAAUUCAGUAUGAAUGACUUACUGAUCAUUAGGAACACAACAGUCAAUGGAAAGCUUAGUUACUGGGCGGAGCCACUCUAUUUGACGUGUGUGCUGACGUCCACUGACGAGAAUAAAUUGGUGUUUGACUUCAAAAACACAUACUCUUUGUGUAAAAUACCACCAGAAGUCUUAAAAACUAUUACACCGACGGACACCCUCUUCCCUAUAUACAGACUCCCAAAGAACCAAAUUGUAAAGAACUAUCCCGAGGAAGGAAAGGCGUCGAAAAUUGUUACAAUUGUUGUUCCUUCUGUUGUGGGGUUAAUAGUCAUUUGUGUACUAUUUAUAGGAACGAUUGUAUUCAUUGUGAGAUAUAGAAAAAUGAAGGGAAGAGAAAUGCUGAAAGAAUAUUCUGAGUUUGAGUUGUCAUCACUCGGUGGCCCAUUAAUACAAUACGACUAA